AGGUCCCUGAGACCCCCGAGAUUACGCGUAACUCAGCAGGCAUCUCUGUGCAGAGCAAUGACGUCCCACAGAUUGCCAAGUGCAUCAGCAAGAACAGCUUCCCAUCCCCAAAUAUCACCUGGCACAAGAACGGGGAGCAGCUGNNNNUGUCCCCCGCAGAGGUGAAGAUGCAGUCCACGCUGACGCGGGAGUCCAGCGGGCUGUACACGGUGACCAGCGCUCUGCUGUCACACGUCACGCGGGAGGAUCGCGACUCGCUCUACCACUGCACCGUGCACUACUGGCUAAGGGGGCAGAGACGCUCCGUGGAGUCCAGGAAGGUCAACGUCACCGUCUUCUACCCCACGCAGCACCUGAAGCUGCAGGUCAUGCCGUCCUCAGAGCUGGUGAAGGAAGGGGACAGUGUGAAGCUGGUCUGCGAGGCAGAUGGGAACCCAGCUCCUUACUUCACCUUCUAUAAGAAAGAGGAUGACUGGCAGGACCUGUCGCCGCUGUCAGAGGCAGAGGGUGGGGUUCUGAACCUGCACGAUGUCAACAAGAGCAGCAGCGGCAUGUACAAGUGCCAGAGCCUGGACCUGGACGACAUGGGGCAGCUAGAGGAGGUCGUGGAGCUUGUUGUGAACUACAUCGAAGGGGUCCAGGUGAAGAUGGAGCCACCCACACCCGUCAAGGAAGGGGACGACGUGAAGCUGAGCUGUAAUGCCCACAGCCCCGUGGCACUGGAGUACCAGUGGAGGGACGAGAUGGGCAAGAAGGUGGCUCAGGGGAACCAGCUGUGGCUGAACAAUGUCACCUUUGAAAACUCCAAGAACUUCAGCUGUAAGGUGAUGGCUCGCAGCGUGCCGGGGCUGGAGCAGAGCAAGCAGGUGGCCGUGGACGUUCAGGGGAAGCCGCGGAUCGUGUCCAUCAGCUCCCCCCUGUACGUGCGGCAGGACGAGGUGGUGAACCUCACCUGCAGAGCCAUCGCCUUCCCGCGACCCUCCGUGCGCUGGAACGUCAACGGCACGGCUCACGAGUCCGUGGACAAUCGGCACGUCACCAGCAACCUGACGGUGCGCGUGAGCCACGACCUGCUGCGGGCCGGAGCCACGUGCCGCGUCUCCAACACGCUGGGGGUCAGCGAGAAGCACAUCCAGCUGCUGGAUCAGAAGUCCACGGCAGAGAGCAAAGGGGUGAUCAUCGUGGCCAUCAUCGUGGCCAUCCUCGUGGUGGCCGUGCUGGGCUCGGUCAUCUACUUCCUGCACAAGAAAGGCAAAAUCCCCUGCGGCCGCGCCGGGAAACAGGACAUCACAAAGCCAGAGGCACGUAAAGACAAGAUUGUAGUUGAAGUUAAGUCAGAUAAAGUGUCCGAAGAGGCCGGGCUCCUGCAGGGUGCCGACAAGAGAGCCGCCGCCGACCAGAGCGAGAAAUACAUCGAUCUGAGAAACUAA
This is a messenger RNA of Acanthisitta chloris (rifleman), 1430 nucleotides long. RefSeq names its product melanoma cell adhesion molecule (gene MCAM). The transcript has 12 exons. The record is from RefSeq and is a predicted model, not a curated record. Gene Ontology annotation, cellular component: plasma membrane. Gene Ontology annotation, biological process: angiogenesis. Lineage: Eukaryota; Metazoa; Chordata; Aves; Passeriformes; Acanthisittidae. The annotation marks the transcript as partial.